AUGUCAGCAACUGGCCACCAAGGCAACCCGAAAAUCAGCUCCGACAACUGGAGGAGUGAAGAAACCACACAGAUUCAGGCCAGGGACAGUGGCCUUGAGAGAAAUCAAAAAGAAGCUGUUGAGGCAUACCUUGUGGGGAUGUUUGAGGAUACCAAUUUGUGUGCUAUUCAUUCUAAAAGAGUUAUUAUUAUGCCUAAGGAUAUUCAGCUUACUAUAAGGAUUAGAGGAGAAAAGGCUUAG
Molecule: messenger RNA, 240 nt
Organism: Dovyalis caffra
Lineage: Eukaryota; Viridiplantae; Streptophyta; Magnoliopsida; Malpighiales; Salicaceae
Source: the annotation of a GenBank genome assembly